This is a messenger RNA of Anguilla rostrata (American eel), 2671 nucleotides long. It is a transcript of the gene mims1b, whose product is annotated as family with sequence similarity 210 member Ab. Lineage: Eukaryota; Metazoa; Chordata; Actinopteri; Anguilliformes; Anguillidae. The transcript is spliced from 3 exons. Bases 1 to 876 code for a protein of 291 amino acids. The record is from RefSeq and is a predicted model, not a curated record. Gene Ontology annotation, cellular component: mitochondrion.
AUGCUUCGUCUCCUGUCCCAGAGAGCCAUGUGGCAGAUGGGCACCCUGCGCCGUGUGCUCCGGGGGCCUGGUGCACACUGGCUGCCCUUGGGGGUCCGGUGCACUGGGGGGUCAGCUCCCCACCUUCGCUGCGUGAGUACCUCAGUGGCAGUGAGGACUGCCAAACCCGGCAAGUCGAAGGCUGAGGAGGAGCCUCAACCCGCCCCGCUUCAGAACCAGGCCGAAACAGGCUCACAGUACGCAGCGGAAUCAGCACAGGCCCAUGCAGAACCCCCGGAGGAACCUGCAGAGAUCGAUCCCCUCCAGGACAAGUCCAUUGGCCUUUACCAGAGGUUCAAGAGGACCUUCAAACAGUACGGCAAAGUGAUGAUCCCAGUGCAUCUCCUGACUUCUUCCAUAUGGUUUGGGGCAUUCUACUACAGUGCCAUGAAGGGUGUGAAUGUGGUUCCAUUUCUGGAGUUUAUCGGUUUGCCCGAAACAGUUGUUGGCUUGCUGAGGGACUCUCAAAGUGGCUAUGCGCUGACUGCCUAUGCCAUGUAUAAGAUUGCCACCCCAGCCAGGUACACCGUGACACUGGGUGGAACAUCGCUCACGGUGAAAUACCUCCGUAAGCAUGGUUACGUCUCUACUCCGCCCCCGGUCAAGGAGUACCUCCAGGACAAAAUGGAGGAGACCAGAGAACGUCUGUCAGAAAAAAUGGAAGUAACGAAAGAGAGGUUCUCUGAGAAGAUGGAGGAGACCAGAGAGCUCUUCUCGGGCAGAAUGGAGGAGACCAAAGGGCGCAUUUCAGGGAGGAUGGAGGAAACCAAGGACAAGUUUUCAGAGAAACUGCAGGAAACCAAAGACAAAGUGUCUUUCCGAAAAAAAGCAGAGUAAAAUUCAGUUGUAGUCGGAAGGGCAGACGCUCCAUAUCUGUUAAUCAGCAUUCUCAGUUUCAUUGUGUAAUAUGCAUGUGGUUCCUGUUUUAAUCCCAGCAAAUUUCCUCUUUAUAUGCUGACAGCCCCGACGAUAACCGUGCACAAGUAAUUAUAAGAUGACUGCAGGGGAAUGAGCUUACAUAGUUCUUAAUGCACAAAACGCAGUCCAGGAGGUGGUGUAAUAAUGUCGAAUUUCAGUGUCCUCUCUACCAUUUGCACGUCAUGGUCCUAUUACUUCACCAUUGAGAGAUUUUGCUGACAGUUUUACGGUGGAAAAAGCUGAAAGGUGACUGGUACACUGUAUGAAUGCCUGUUUUUUCAUGUGCAUUUACCCUCAGCUGUAAUUGACAACUUAGAAAGAAGCAAUUGUCAUCUAAAACAUUUAUCUGUAGAUCAUAAAAGCUAGUUGACUACCAACUUUAAACUUUAUCUCUGCUUAGACCACUGAAGCCUAUUGUAAAGUCUGGGUUGACACAUUUGUCCACUGUUUAAAACAGAUUGGCCUUUCCCCAGAUUUUUUCUGGAGUGUUCGUUAGAGUGAAUUGUUAUUGAAAGUGGAUAUAUUUUAUGUAAUUUCAGAGCUAUGGAAUACCCAAUUCAUUAUAUAAUAUAAACAAAGUAUUCAAUUAUGGCUGUGUCUAAAUUCAAAUAAGUAAUUGCACCAUACUCCAUCUGUCUUAACUGUUUUGUAAAACUCCAAACAAUCUUUGAAGGGGAAUUCCACACAAAAAUUCAAAAUAAAAAAGGACGUUAUCCUUUAGUUUAAGGAUAGAUGGCCCAAUUUCUUGUGACAAAUCCAGCUAUGAAGUGCAGAAAUUAAGAACAUGGUUUUAGCUGUGUGAAUCACAUGGGGGCGCUCAGUUUGGGAGGAAUUUUGCUUUAAAUAAAUUUAACAGAAACCCUAAAUUUAGGGUGCUGAUCAAGAGCCUGUGGCAAGUCAUUGCGUUGAAUCGAAGAAAUAAAUGUCUCGUUCAUUCAGGAUUAUCUGUUGCUAGUGAGAUAGUGAUUCUGACCGAAGAUGAGCAUUACACACCUCACAUUGUCUUUAGUGUUCACUGGCAGACAAGAUGUCUAAAUGUCCCUCCUUCACGGAGUGCAAAUAAAAGCAUAUCUACUCAUAAAUGUACUGAUUUUGGAACAGCGUGCUGUAAGACCUGCAAAAUGAAAUGUAGCCUAAUGCACAGUUUGAUGUCAAUUAACUGAAUUUGAAUAUUUCAUAAAAUCCUAAAUAUUGAGCAUUUUAUGGUGCACUUGGGCAAGAAGGUAUGGAUACGCGGGCCCGUAAGGGUUCAAUUAACUUCUCGGUUGACACAAUGCUGUUAUUAAUGCCUAUUAAAACACGGGUUUCAGUCAUUGAGUGUUUCUCACGGUGUCAGCCCUGUCAGACCGAGUGGCCUGUAGCCACAGUCUACCAGUGGCAGUAAUUUAAGGAAUGUUUAAAUACACAGGGUUCCUCAGGAAAAUAGGAUCAUCAUUUUUGCCAAAACCCUGAGGAGACUGGGAGGGUUGGUGCACUUUAACCUGCCAGAGUCCCUUGCGGGGUUGGGUGUAGUACGGACAUCCCGUGGGAAGAGCUGUGGCUUUUCUGUGUUGCACAUCUCAUUUGGGAGCACAGCACUAGGAGCUGCGUCUCAGAUUUUGUAAUCCAUCCCGUUUCUUUACAGCAGCUGCGGUGUCGAAAGUGUAAAAACUUUUCAUACUACUACAAGUGUUACUGGGAUUCUACCCAAGGAAUAAAAAGUACAAGAAAUGCA